Molecule: messenger RNA, 1425 nt
Organism: Macadamia integrifolia
Lineage: Eukaryota; Viridiplantae; Streptophyta; Magnoliopsida; Proteales; Proteaceae
Product: F-actin-capping protein subunit alpha
Biological process (GO): actin cytoskeleton organization; barbed-end actin filament capping
Cellular component (GO): actin cortical patch; F-actin capping protein complex
Molecular function (GO): actin filament binding
Source: RefSeq, a predicted model, not a curated record
CCUUUUGUUUCAAUUUUCCAAUUUUCUCCAGUCCCACUAGUAACUUUGAAAAUAUCAAAUUUCCCUCACUUUGCAGAUGAAUGCAGUUGUUCAUAAUAAUUGACGAAACACUUUCUGCUCCCACAUCCCGUUCCCGCCACAAUUAUAAUUUCCGACGCGGAAAACACCAUAGAAAUUAUUAAGGUUGUCGAAGUCACAUCUCUGAUAUAUCUACAGAAAUGGCCGACGAAGAAUCUCAGGAGCUCAGCGAGAAGCAGAAGAAAGAGAUCGCUAAAUGGUUCCUCGUAAACUCUCCUGCCGGAGAGAUCCAAUACGUCGCCAAAGAUAUUAGAUCCAUUUUAAUGGACGAAGGCAUCUAUAACACGGCUGUUUCGGAAGCAUUUCCUCUUUAUAACAAAGCUCAGUUGAUAUCUCUUGAAAUGUCUAACAGAAGCGGAGAGGUGCUUGUCACAUCAUUUGGCGAACUAAGUGAUAAGGAAUAUCUUGAUCCUAGGACCGCCCAAGUUGCCACGGUUGACCAUAUCAAACAAGCUUGUAUAGACGUAAGACCUGCUGCUGAUGAGGAGCUCCCAUCCGUGUAUAUUGAAGAGUUUCGAUGUGCUCUGGAUGCAGAAAUCAUCAAAUAUGUUGGUGAAGCAUAUCCAAAAGGUGUCUGUUCAGUGUACUGUGUUGAUGGAAAAGAUGUGGAAGGACCAGGGUCUAAUUUUGAGCUUGCAGUGGUGAUCGCUGCAAGAAAUAGCCCCCAAAAUUUUUGCAAUGGAAAUUGGCGCUCAGUCUGGAAUGUUGGAUUUAAGGAUGAUCUGCAAAUGAUUGAAGUAAGAGGUAAAAUACAGGUGGGGGCCCACUAUUUUGAAGAAGGGAACGUUCAACUGGAUACUGAACAUGAAUGCAAGGAUUCAACUAUUUUUCAGCUCCCUGAAGAUUGUGCAAUUGCUGUAGCAAACAUUGUUCGCCACCAUGAAACUGAGUAUUUUGCAUCUCUUGAGGUUUCAUAUGCAAAAUUGCCUGAUACAACUUUCAAGGACCUUCGGAGGAAGCUUCCUGUCACUCGUACCCUGUUUCCAUGGCAUAAUACUUUGCAAAUUAGCCUCACCAGAGAUAUUACGAAAGAACUUGGAAUUGGGAAGUGAAAACUAGCUAGGGAAACGCAGCAGUUGGGGAAGUAGGGUUCAACGCAGAGGGCUUACAUGCAGUUUGUUGGAAAUGUUGAAGGUAAAAAAAUAAAAAUCAACUAACACAGACAAUAAUUCUGUUACUAACUCAAUGUAAUAACUAAGAUUUUCAAUUAAAUCAUUUAUAUUUAUGCAGAAGAAUAUGGAAGAAGAGAUUUUUUAAUCCUUUAUAUUUCUGUUGAAUAUGGAAGAAGAGAUUUUUGUUGUACUUCUUAUAUAUUAAUUAAAGUGUAAGACCUGCUGUUGAUGAAAA